UUUUAUUUAAAUAAUAUCCACUUCUCUCUCACUCCCAGCUAUCUCCGAUCGGCGCUCACCGCCACCCAUCCACGACCGGCGCCCAGUCGCCGCCUCCUCCGUUCCCCUCUCCUCUCCCCUUUCGCUGCUCCCUUAUCCGACCAACGAACCCGGCGCAGCCGGCUUCUCCUCUUUCUCUCCCCUCGCCUGCUCCUUUCCUCUUCUCCGGCGAGAAACAACUGCAAGCAGCAACCGAGAGAGAAGCAGCCGGCGAGGAACAGGCAGCGCCUCCCUCUCCCCUCCUUUACUCUCCUCCUUCUGCUUCGGCGAAACAACAACAGCGACACCAAACGCUGCUCCAACCAGCGAAGCAGCACACUCUGGUCGAUUACAACUGCAACCUUGGAUACCAACAGACUUAUCGGAAACCGUAAAGCUCGAGGCAACUGAGGAAGCUCAACAUCUAAAAAAGUUGAUACAAGAGUAUACUGCUUCUUUCAUCAAAAUAGGAGAUAAGAUAUUCCAGGGGCAAACCUGUCAUUUCCCCUUGUGGUUAUCCAAAAAGGUAUCACCUUUGCUUCCCUUCUUCAGUUGCGCGUGUUUUUGACUUCGAUUGGUGAGGAUGCUCCUUCAAUUCUAUGGCAAAACAACACAUAAACUAUGUGCUCUCUGAAAUCAACUUUUCCGAGGUUCUUUUUUGCGAACGAACAUAAAGGUAUGCCUUCUGUCUUUGCUGUGUUGAGUUUUCUCCAUUGAAUUUUCUUGUUCUAAUGCAUCUUUCCGUCUGUUCAAUGUUGUAUUUUUUACUUUAAAUUGUUACCUUCGAUUUAAACCUAAUGUUAUUUCGAAUUGGGGAAAAUUUGUUAUUGAAACCAUCCUAGGGUUAUAGCUGCAAGGGGCUUUUCAAAUUAUUGUAUACUUCACAUUUGAGUGUGGGUUAUAGCUGCAAGGGGCUUUUCAAAUUAUUGUGUACAUCACAUUUGAGUGUGGUGGGUUUAAAUUUGAAAAUAUUUCUGUCUCAUGCUUCGAUUUUCAACGAAGGAUUUAGCUUGCUUCUGCUUAUAAUUUUGAGUUAUUUCGUGAUCAGGUACUAAAAGAUCAACCAAAAGACUGAUAUUUUUACUUCUGAUGAAUUUUACUUCUAUGUUUAACGGGAAUAGAUGAAAAAAAUAACAAUUUAAAAAACAAUACCUUCCGUUUAAACCUAAUUUCAUUUCGAGUUGGGGAAAAUUUGUUACUGAAACCAUCCUAAGGUCAAAGCUGCAAUGGGUUUUACAGCUUCAACUUGAAACUACAUAGAGGGUACGUGUAGUAAUGAAAAGAGGUUUGUUGUGGAGUUCAAGAAGUUUUGCUCUUAGUAGGUUGUUAUUUUAGGUGACGAUAUCAUUCUGAGUUAGUUUUUCUGCAUUGUAAUUGCAAUCAAUAAACUACUCUCGGGUUCUCUCUGUUUUCUAUUUUCUACUUCGCAGUUACUCUUAUUGGUCUAUUAGGACUCUGAGUCUCCGACAUUAAUUGACCUGUCCAGCGUUGUCCAAAAGAACAUAAAAAACAUUACUAUUUCUCUUACAAUACAUAGAUGGUGAUAGUUCAGGUAGGAGAAGAAAAAGAGGACAGCCAAUUGUUCACAUAUUAAACUCACAACAGAGGUAUUAAAAAUGAUACAUGGAUGAUGAUAGUUCAGGUAGGAAAAGAAAAAGAGAACAACCAACUAUUUACGUGUUAAACUCGCGAAAGAGUUGUUAAAUAUGAUACAUGGAUGGUGAUAGUUCAGGUAGGAAAAGAAAAGGAGAACAGCCAACUGUUCUCACGUGUUAAACUCACGAAAGUGUUAUUAAAAAUGAUACUUUACAUUGCUAUCUUCUUUUCAGCCGAGAAAAAAAUCAUUAAUUGCAUCUGUAGAAUUUUGGAGCUCACAUUUUUCCAGCUAAGGAAACAAAGGAUACACUCUUCACUGGCAAAUGAAAAGAAAUGUCUCUGCUUACAAUGAUGGAGCUUAAAUUUGGUUACUGAUAAACCAAAUUGGAGAAGCUUUCAUGACAAUUCUUGAAGAAGUUCUUGUAUCACAUGCAAUGGCUGAGUUCUGAAAUUUCUGCACUGCUCAUUUGAAGGUAUGCUAAAAAGGUCGAAACUUUUGAUUCACAUACGUGAAGAGCUUGGAUCUCUGAAUAGGAACCCUACAUUUGCAUUUUGUACUUGUGUGACUGAUGACAAGUGUGAUAAUGCUAAAGCAAGAGGCGAUGGGUCGGAGUCUGAGAAUGAAUGGGAAAGAUUGCUUAAGCCUUUUGACUUCAAACAACUCCAAAGAUCACUCAAUAAAAUUACCCCGUAUCAGCUCAAUAAAUUAUUGGCACUCCCUUUGGAUGUACCAACAUCGAUGGAGCUAUUCCAGUGGGCCGGUAGCCAAACAAGCUAUUGCCACUCAUUUGAUGUCUACUAUACUUUAAUUGAUAAACUUGGGGCCGCCAAGGAAUUUAAGAUUAUAGAUAGAUUGUUAUUACGGAUGAAAGAUGAAGGGGCAGUUUUAAAAGAGUCCCUCUUUAUUAUGAUAAUGAGGCAUUAUGGAAGAGCUGGUUUACCAGGGCAAGCAACUAGAAUACUUUUGGAUAUGUGGAAUACUUUCUCUUGUGAACCCACUUUCAAGUCAUACAAUCAAGCGUUGGAUAUUCUGUUAGCUGGAAAUUGUCCCAAAGUUGCUCCAAAUGUAUUUUAUGAAAUGUUGGGGAAAGGUAUUUCUCCUUCUGUAUUUACUUUUGCUCGGGUGAUACAAGCAUUAUGUAUAGUCAAUGAGGUAGACUCUGCUUGUUCACUUCUCAGAGACAUGACAAAACAUGGGUGUGUACCAAAUUCAGUGAUUUACCAGAUUCUUAUUCAUGCUCUUUCAAAGUCUAAUCGAGUAAAUGAUGCGUUAAAACUUUUGGAGGAGAUGUUUCUUAUGGGUUGCAUGCCCGACGUCAAUACUUUCAAUGACAUUAUCCAUGGGCUUUGCCGAGCUGAUAGGAUUCAUGAGGCUGCAAAACUGGUUGAUCGGAUGCUUCUUCGAGGUUUCACCCCCGAUGCUAUAACUUAUGGCAUUCUGAUGCAUGCUUUAUGUCGAACAGGGCGAGUAGAUGAAGCAAAGGUUCUUCUCAACAAAGCACCUGAACAGAAUAAUGUCCUUUUCAAUACGUUGAUCAAUGGCUAUGUGACUAAUGGCCGAGUUGAUGAAGCAAAAACCAUUCUGAAUGAGAACAUGUUGAUUAAAGGUUAUCAACCAGAUGUUUAUACAUACAACAUUCUAAUUCGAGGUCUUUGCAAGAAAGGAAUUUUGUCUUCGGCUCAUGAAGCUGUAAGCGAAAUGUCAUCCCAAGGUAUCCAGCCCAAUGCAAUUACGUACACAACCUUGAUUGAUGGCUUCUCAAAGGCUGGCCGCCUACAGGAAGCUUAUGACCUUGUUACUGAGAUGUCAGCAAAAAGUCUCAGCCUAAAUAUAAUGGGUUAUAACUCUCUUAUAUCAGCUCUGUGUAAACAAGGAAUGAUCCAACAGGCAUUAGAAAUUUUUGGUGAUAUGUCAAGCAACGGAUGUAAACCGGACAUUUUUACAUUCAAUGCUUUGAUUUUAGGCUUUUGCAAGAUUGACAAGAUGGAUGAAGCUUUGGGGAUAUACCGAGAUAUGUUCCAGGAAGGAGUUAUUGCUAAUACAGUCACCUACAACACAUUGAUUCAUGCUUUCUUGAGGAAAGGUAAAACCCAAGAGGCGCUUAAGCUUGUAAAUGAUAUGUUAUUCAGAGGAUGUCCCCUUGAUGAGAUCACAUACAAUGGCCUCAUAAAAGCACUUUGCAAUGAUGGAGCAGUUGAGAGAGCAUUAGGACUUUUUGAAGAGAUGAUGAGAAAGAGAUCAAAACCUAAUCAUGUAACGUGCAACAUCUUGAUCAACGGCUUUUGCAGAAUAGGUAAGGUUCAAAAUGCCCUUGAGUUUCUGAGAGACCUGAUACAACGUGGAUUGACACCUGAUAUAGUCACAUAUAACAGUCUAAUAAAUGGCCUUUGUAACAAUGGUCGAAUUCGAGAAGCUCAGAACCUCUUUGAAAAAUUAGAACUUGAAGGAGUUUGUCCUGAUACUAUCACUUAUAACACCUUGAUUUCUUCCUAUUGUAAAAUGCGCAUGCUUGAUGAUGCUUAUACCCUGUUUACUAGAGGUAUAGCUGUUGGUUUCAUUCCCAAUAGUGUCACAUGGUACAUAUUAGUUAGAAAUUUUGUUCGAAAGAGUUAUGAGUCAGUUACUACUUUGACUUAGGUAAGUCAAUUUGAACAAGAACCGGCAUUUCUUAACAUGAUUAUAUUCACGCUGUUCUUAUUUUUAUUGUUCUUUUGUUGUCCGUUAGAAAGAACAGACAACAUCUUGUGAUCGA
Molecule: messenger RNA, 4367 nt
Organism: Solanum pennellii
Lineage: Eukaryota; Viridiplantae; Streptophyta; Magnoliopsida; Solanales; Solanaceae
Product: pentatricopeptide repeat-containing protein At5g64320, mitochondrial
Exons: 4
Coding region: 2090-4252 (720 amino acids)
Molecular function (GO): protein binding
Source: RefSeq, a predicted model, not a curated record